This is a messenger RNA of Manduca sexta (tobacco hornworm), 2664 nucleotides long. RefSeq names its product polyadenylate-binding protein 1-A (gene Pabp). The transcript has 3 exons. The record is from RefSeq and is a predicted model, not a curated record. NCBI's taxonomy places the organism in Eukaryota, Metazoa, Arthropoda, Insecta, Lepidoptera, Sphingidae. The coding region runs from base 314 to 2152 and encodes 612 amino acids. Gene Ontology annotation, molecular function: RNA binding. Gene Ontology annotation, cellular component: ribonucleoprotein complex.
AAACGUCACCUUUUCCUUUGGUGAGCAAGGUGUGUUCACGUGAGGUUGUGUGUUCCCUCGGGUAGGUCACACAAUCCUCAGGAUUUCGUGAAAAUAUUCUUGUAAAAUAAAAAAAAAAAACAUAAAAUAAUUAAAAACCCAAAAAAAUAGUAAAAUAAUAAAAAAUAAACGGGAAUCACUUGAUUUUAAGUUAGUGUACGUAAGCGUGCAACGUGGUCUGAGGAAUGCGAUAGUCAUUAUAAAGAGAAAGUGAAGUUUAUCUUUACUAAGUUUAGUUAAUGUCCACGUAAAACGAUAUAAGUGAGCUUGCAAAAUGAAUCCUGGACCACCCAAUUACCCGAUGGCUUCGCUGUAUGUUGGAGAUUUACACUCCGAUAUUACUGAAGCCAUGUUGUUUGAGAAAUUUUCAACUGCUGGUCCAGUACUCUCUAUACGCGUUUGCCGCGACAUGAUAACUCGUAGAUCCCUUGGCUACGCUUAUGUAAAUUUCCAGCAGCCUGCCGACGCUGAAAGAGCUUUGGACUCCAUGAAUUUUGACAUCAUUAAAGGCAGGCCAAUUAGAAUCAUGUGGUCCCAAAGAGAUCCUUCCCUGCGCAAGUCUGGAGUUGGUAAUGUUUUUAUUAAAAACCUUGACAAGACCAUUGACAACAAAGCAAUGUAUGACACUUUCUCGGCUUUUGGAAAUAUCUUGAGUUGUAAAGUAGCUCAAGAUGAAACUGGUGCCUCAAAAGGAUAUGGUUUUGUACAUUUUGAAACUGAAGAAGCAGCCAAUAAGUCAAUUGAAAAAGUUAAUGGUAUGUUGUUAAAUGGGAAAAAAGUAUACGUAGGCAGAUUCAUUCCUCGUAAGGAACGUGAAAAGGAACUCGGUGAGAAGGCUAAACUGUUCACCAAUGUUUAUGUGAAAAACUUUGGAGAAGAUUUCUCUGACGAAAUGUUGAAGGAGAUGUUUGAAAAGUAUGGACGUAUUACAAGCCAUAAAGUGAUGUAUAAGGACGAUGGAACAUCCAGAGGUUUUGGGUUUGUUGCAUUUGAAGACCCAGAUGCAGCUGAGAGGGCUUGUAUGGAACUGAAUGGUAAAGAACUUGUCGAAGGAAAGCCUUUAUAUGUGGGACGAGCUCAAAAGAAAGCUGAGCGCCAAAAGGAAUUGAAACGUAAAUUUGAGCAAUUAAAAUCUGAACGUUUGACUCGUUACCAAGGAGUUAAUUUGUAUGUUAAAAACUUAGAUGACACAAUUGAUGACGAGCGUCUCAGAAAAGAAUUUGCUCCAUUCGGUACAAUUACUUCUGCCAAGGUUAUGUUGGAAGAUGGACGCAGUAAAGGCUUUGGUUUUGUCUGCUUUUCAUCCCCCGAAGAAGCUACAAAAGCUGUUACAGAGAUGAAUGGACGCAUUGUAGGCACGAAACCGCUUUAUGUAGCAUUAGCUCAACGUAAAGAAGACCGGAAAGCUCAUCUAACAUCCCAAUAUAUGCAACGUAUGGCAAGUGUGCGAAUGCAACAAAUGGGUCAAAUAUUCCAACCAGGUGGGGCCGGCGGAUAUUUUGUGCCAACAAUACCACCUGCUCAACGUUUCUAUGGUCCAGCACAAAUGACUCAGAUAAGACCAUCGCCUCGUUGGACUGCUCAACCUCCUGUCAGGCCUAGUACUCAAACCGCAGCUUCAGCAUAUGCCAAUAUGCAACCACCGUAUCGUCCUGCACCAAGGGCGCCUGCUCAAGCUACUCUGCGUACAUCUUUGGGGGCUAGGCCAAUUACUGGUCAACAAGGUGUGGCAACAGCAGCAGCAUCUAUUCGUGCACCUCUUGUUACUCAAAGUAGUCGCCCAGCAGGUUAUAAGUAUACUGCUAAUAUGCGAAAUCCACCGGCACCGCAACCUGCAGUCCACAUUCAAGGUCAAGAGCCAUUAACUGCUACUAUGUUAGCUGCCGCUCCCUUACAAGAGCAAAAACAGAUGCUAGGUGAAAGACUUUUCCCACUUAUACAAAGAAUGCAUCCUGAUUUGGCAGGUAAAAUUACCGGAAUGCUUUUGGAAAUUGAUAAUUCAGAGCUUCUCCAUAUGUUGGAACAUGGAGAAUCUCUCAAAGCUAAAGUGGAUGAAGCAGUUGCUGUAUUACAAGCCCAUCAGGCUAAACAACAAGCAACUAAAAAGGAGUAAUAAUAACCACUGCCCAUGUAGCUGGUGAUUAGAAUUAAUAUUGCCUUGUGUUAAUUUUUUUUGCUUUGAACUCCUUUAAUAUUGUUUAUCAAUCCCGAUCAUAAAAAAAAAUUAAAAAAUAAUAAAUAAAAAUUGAAAAAAGUUAAAAUGCUGAGUGCACCCAAAAACAUGUUUGUAUUUUACUAUGAAUUUUGGGGUGUAUUUCCGCAAACAAAAACAAAUGUAACUAUCAACAUUUCUACAUUUUGAAAAAGUUACACUAUUCAGGACUUUUUACAUUGACUAAGAAGUUUGGUUUUAGUUUUUAUUCAUGUCAGAUAUUUUUUCUUUUCAUAUUCAUUAUAUUUUGAUGUCUCAGAUAUGGAGUUGGCUUUUUGUUCUUUCAUUUUUCUUUCUUUCUAUAUCGGUAAACAUUUUGAUACCUUGGAUUGUAAACUUGGUCUCUAGGUUACUGAUUAAAAUAUGUACUUUUAUGAUUUGUUAUAUAUACUGUGGAAUAUUCACAAAUAAAA